AUGACCAUUCAGGAUGACCCUCCCGCCGCCACAGACCCUGUAGCAGACUUCCGUGGCGUGCGAAUACGUGGUCGUUGGAAGAUGCUGUCGCUGAUCGGGGAUGGCACCUUUGGAUCCGUCUAUAGUGUGCACGACAAAAAACUGAACUGCGACGUCGCGAUGAAGCUCGGUCACAACCAUAUAAAGAAAACGCACAACCUAAAAGAAGAGACCGACGUGUAUCGACGUAUCCAGAAUGGCCCAGGAAUGACCAAGAUGCUCUGGCACGGAACUGCUGCUACAUACGAUGUGUUAGUGAUGGAGCAGCUCGGACCGUGUCUACAUGAACUGCUAAACUAUUGCGGUCACUUCUCCCACCGAACAACCGGCAUGCUGGCAGUACAGAUCUUCGAUGCCAUCGAGUUCCUCCAUUCAAAAGGAUUCAUCCAUUGUGACAUAAAACCCACCAAUUUCGCGAUGGGGACCGGCGAGAACUUUCAUCGUUGCUUCCUAUUUGAUUUCGGCUUGGCGGCUAGAUACCUGGACGACGAGGAUAUUCAUCGCGAAUACUCCGAAUACAACCAAGUGAUCGGAACGAAUGCAUUCGCCUCGGUCAGCUGCCACCUAGGACUGCAACUAUCGCGAAGGGAUGACAUCGAAUCGUUGGCCUACAUGUUCAUAUACUUCGCAAAAGGAACACUGCCGUGGCUAGCCUAUCGAGAGCAAACGAAAACCCAGACCCAUGAAAAAGUCUUCUUGAAGAAGACCGGCCCGCAGAACCUAGAGAAGCUAUGCACUGGAUUGCCGCCCGCAUACAAGCAUCUACUGGUCGAUGCUCGCGAGCUGAUGUACACUGAAAAGCCGGACUACAAGGGAUAUAAAAGGCUUUUCCAAGAGCUCUGGCUGAUUCAAAAUCGGGAGAGUGGACUACACUAUGAUUGGAUGUAUAAGCGAGAGGUGGAAACCCUUGUCCGAGAGAUGCCACCACCGACACCGAAGAGCAGUCCGCCAGUGUUUCAACAAACGUCACUAAAUUUAUCCAUUGGCCAGCCGAGU
This is a messenger RNA of Mesorhabditis spiculigera, 1035 nucleotides long. The record is from the annotation of a GenBank genome assembly. Lineage: Eukaryota; Metazoa; Nematoda; Chromadorea; Rhabditida; Rhabditidae.